AUGUCACACAGGAAGAAGGUGGUCAUCAUUGGGGCCGGCGCUGCCGGGAUGUCUUGCGCGUCGACCCUGGCCAAGCAUCCAGAUCUCUUCGAGGUCACCAUGAUCGACCCGGAGCCUCAGACGGGCGGUCAGGCAACCUCCAUCAGCUUAAAUGAGUCCCAGCAUGGAGCGAGCUGGCUAAACGACGGGGUCCAGGGUGGCUCGGCUAUUUUUCGACAUACGUUUCGCUUCUUUCGCAGCUAUGGCUACGAGCCUCAGCCGGUGAAGCUUCAAGUGUCUUUUGGCAAGGACCGGAACAAUUUCUGGACCAACGUGUUCCCCAGUGCCUUGGUCAAACAACACUCGCGGGAAAUCAAGAAGUUAGGACGUGUGCUGAGAUGCAUCAAGUAUUUGAUGCCCCUCUUGGGGAUCUUCCCAGUCAAGUUUAUCCUGAGGUUAUUUCGCUUCAGUCAUGAUUUCAGCAACAAGAUGGUGUUGCCAUUGCUAGCUUUGUUUCUCGGCACAGGAAACCAAACCCCCAAUGUAUCGAGUGUACUCCUCGAGCGUCUCUUCGAUGAUCCACAAAUGAGGUUAUGGGACUAUGAUCCUGAUACACUUUUGCCAAAUCUCCCUCUCAUGUAUACCUUUCCAAACUUGGGCAGUUUCUAUUGUGAUUGGGCGUCAGAUCUCGGCUCCAAGGGUGUGGACAUCCGCUUGAAUACCUUGGUCGCCAUACUCGAGAGGAAAACCAAGGGGAUCAUCAUUCAAACGACACCCAAUGAUCCUCACAGCCAGCCUCCGGGUGAGCCUUUGACAGAGACCUUCGAUGAGUUAGUAUUUUGCUGCCCGGCCGACGAAGCAAAGAAACUGCUUGAUCGCCACGCGACCUGGCGCGAGAAGUACGUCUUAGGAGGCGUCAAAUUUUUCAACGAUAUUACAAUCACCCAUUUCGACUCUACGUAUUUCCAGUCCAUCUUCGAAGCGCAAUAUCACCCUUCCUUGUGUGCCCAAUCCACAUCCAAGGAGCGAAGGGACCAGAUCGCAUUUGCCAAGCAACAGGCCAUCGAGAUGGGAUUCGACUGCACGAAUUAUCAGCACCAGUUUCGGGAGAGCCUUGGGGAGGGUCACCCUCCACGGCCCCUCGAGGAGCAUGUCUUCCAGACGAUUUACCUCAAUGACCAGCUGAAGGGUCUCUGGACAUGGAAUGAGAUUGAGCCCUCGAAGAUCAUCGCGCGGAAAUGGUGGCAUCAGUUUGGUCACCGAUGGCAGCAUUAUCUACGGGUUGUCCCGGGAAUGAUGUUUAUUAACGGCCAGCGUCGAACACGGUACGCGGGCAGCUGGACCAUGGUAAACAUGCACGAAAUUGCCUGUAUAUCUGGAAUCGCGGCUGCCUAUCAGCUGGGAGCGGCUUAUGAGCCCUUUGAUGACUUUGCGGAGGACUUUUUCGCCAAGUACCUGCUCGUCUGCCACGGGACUCGAUACAAAAGAAGCAAGCCCAAGCAAACAUAA
This is a messenger RNA of Penicillium argentinense, 1488 nucleotides long. Its product is annotated as putative flavin-containing amine oxidasedehydrogenase. The transcript is spliced from 4 exons. Gene Ontology annotation, molecular function: oxidoreductase activity. NCBI's taxonomy places the organism in Eukaryota, Fungi, Ascomycota, Eurotiomycetes, Eurotiales, Aspergillaceae. Bases 1 to 1488 code for a protein of 495 amino acids. The record is from RefSeq and is a predicted model, not a curated record.